Molecule: messenger RNA, 1767 nt
Organism: Papilio machaon (common yellow swallowtail)
Lineage: Eukaryota; Metazoa; Arthropoda; Insecta; Lepidoptera; Papilionidae
Product: tether containing UBX domain for GLUT4
Exons: 8
Coding region: 119-1663 (514 amino acids)
Source: RefSeq, a predicted model, not a curated record
CAGUGUCAAAACAACUUGUAAAUUGUAAAUGCCGGCGUAUUGGUUUAUCAUUUUGAGUUGAAUUUUCAAUUUUAAUGAAUAUUUAAUGAAUUUUGUUUAACGCUCAGAAAAGCAAAAAAUGUCAAGAGACUUGGUCGUUCUCGUCCCCAAUGGACGAAGGGUAAAAGUUCACUGCACUGCUGACACCAGCAUUUUACAGGUUUUAGAAGAUGUUUGUGCAAAACAAGGCUUUCAACCUACUGAUUAUGAUCUGAAACAUCACAAAACAAUUCUUGACCUAACAACAACGAUACGAUUUUGUAAUUUGCCGAAUAAAGCUAUGCUUGAACUGGUUGAAACUGAAAGGAAACGAGUAGAAACUGAUGUCACAAUUGGGCUUAUGUUGGAUGAUGGAGAAAGAAAAAUGGGAGAUUUCUCACCAAGUACAACUCUGUAUGACAUGGCUUUAAAACUUGCACCUGAAAAACUGGAGUCCUUAGAAACUCCAUCAAUAUUAUACAUGAGACAAGAAGUGACAGGCAUAGACGCACUAAAAGAUAAAACUUUACGUCACUUAGGGCUUAUAACAGGCCGAGCAAUUUUGAGGUUGCUUAACAAAACAGAAGCAAUGCAAGCAAAUGUUUCAAGAGUUUAUCGACGGCCUCAAACUGAGGAGCAAGUAGAGCCGCAAAGAAACACAACCUCGUCUGUAAAUAAGCAAGAAUUACUUCACAACAAAGAACCAUCAUUUCCAGGACCUUCUGGGAUUCAAAAGAAAAACAAAACAAAUGCCUUUGACCCUGUUCAAGCUAUAAAACAGGAACAUCACCAAAAUGAAGCUAUUUCACAGAAACUAAAUGUUAGUGAUAAAAUUGAAGACAUUAUUACUGACCAAAAAAUGGAAGUGGACUCAGAAGAUAUAAACAUAACUGCAACAUCUACAGCACAUAUUAAUGAAAAGCAAUUAAACAGUCAGUUCUCACAAGAAAAUUUAGAGCGUCGUUUAAAAAUAGAAGAGGAAGUUGUAUUUCUAGGUGCUCAAAAAGCGAUAGCUUUCUUGCCGCCAGAUGGUAUGGAGGAUGAGUUACAAGACUUGCCAGACGAUUUUUAUGAUCUAACAAUAGAAGAAGUACGCAAGAUAUACCAUGACUUGCAACAGCAAAGACUACAACUUGAAAACAUGCCCUUGUUGACAUCAACACAGAAAGGGGAGAUGGAAAGACAGUCCUCUGAACAAAGACAGAAUUCUUAUAAAAAUGCUGUAGUACGCAUACAGUUUCCAGAUCAUAUGAUUUUACAAGGUAUAUUUGCGCCAACAGCAAAAAUUGAAGAAGUUAAAAAUUUUGUAAAGGAACAUUUACAUCAUCCAGAAAAAUCAUUUGUUAUCUUUACCACCCCUUUAAAGGAACCCCUAGAUCCUUCUAUGACUUUACUCGAAGCUAAAUUUGUUCCUUGUGUUCUAAUGCACUUCAAAUGGACUGAGGAAAACGGCGGAAAGCCUUACCUUAAAGAAGAUAUAUAUUUAAAGAAGACUUCAAGUGAUGCUGCUAGUAUUUUAGCUUCAAAAUAUCGAGCACCUACCAGAAGAGUAAAAGAUGAAACACCUAAUCAGUCACAAAAAACUUCGGAUGCAAACUCUUCUUCCACAAAGCAGAGCAAAGUUCCUAAAUGGUUUAAAAAAUGAAUCAUCUCUAGACUUCUACAUUGUUGAUAUCUUAUUGUUAUAAGCAACAGACAUGUUUGUAUUGUAAAAUAAACUUCAUUUUUUUUAUUUAGUAAUUAAUAAUA